Neoarius graeffei (lesser salmon catfish) is the source of this 2261-nucleotide messenger RNA. RefSeq names its product nanos homolog 2 (gene nanos2). Lineage: Eukaryota; Metazoa; Chordata; Actinopteri; Siluriformes; Ariidae. The record is from RefSeq and is a predicted model, not a curated record. Gene Ontology annotation, cellular component: perinuclear region of cytoplasm. The transcript has a single exon. Gene Ontology annotation, biological process: negative regulation of translation; oogenesis. Gene Ontology annotation, molecular function: zinc ion binding; mRNA binding. The coding region runs from base 1624 to 2163 and encodes 179 amino acids.
CAGCGCUUGGGUGUUACAGUAGGUGCCUUGUUCAGGGGCACUUCAGCCGUUCCUGCUGGUCAAGGUUAUUGUUAAGGUUAAAGUUGCUGCUUUAACCAUUAGGCCAUGGCUUCCGUCAGUGCCAUUCGAUUACUUGUGAUAGUGGUGCCAGUGGGAUUACAGUGAUGCAGCAGUGCUUUGUCAAGUUUUUGUAUCGCACUUUAACAAUAGACGUAGACGCAAAGGUGGCAAGGAAAAACUCCCUCAGACGACAUGAGGAAGAACCUCGAGAGGAACCAGACUCAAAAGGGGAACCCAUCCUCAUUUAGAUGAUAACAGAUAGCAGUUUGAACACGAAGUCUGUUUAGAAACUGUUCAUUAAUGGAAACUUGAGUGCAAAACUGUUCAUGACGACCAACUGCAGUCCUAAAGUUAGCAAGUCAACUGCCGUAAAAGCAUUACUGUAAGUGUCCAGAGCGUCUUACAAGUACGACUUUCGACUGUCCGUACGGGGUCGUCCUCUGCAAGAGCGAUGUGAUAAGACUGCGCUAGACGUAGGGCAUCAGGAAGGUCUGCGAAGCACCAAGGCCUUUGAAGGUGCGGCGGAAGAGAAACGCCAACGCAGGAGAGCAACUCGCCUUCAACCAGCCAACCCAGUCGAAGGAUACACCUGCUCCCGAGUGUGCUGGUCGAGAAUCGGCCUGCACAGCCACCUCAGAGCCUGUCGACCGAUUCCCUGAUCCUCGGACCGAGGAAACGGCCAUCGUCAGGAUGGAUCAGGCAGGUCUGAGGCACAGGAUUGACAUGUAACUUGUCUUUUCAUCUCAUCCACAUCCUCAUUACUUUACUCUGUGUUUCAACUUUCAGUGGUGCUCGUCAUCUCACAGAUCACUAACUUUGCUGUAAAGGUUUGUGUUCCAGGCCGGAGUUUUCCUUGAACGAACACGCAGGUAUAUAGAUUUCCAGUAAAUCCACUCUACGCGUGGAUAAGAAAUGCUCAUUCAUCUCAUUAGCCGCUUUAUCCUUCUACAGGGUCGCAGGCAAGCUGGAGCCUAUCCCAGCCGACCACGGGCGAAAGGCGGGGUACACCCUGGACAAGUCACCAGGUCAUCACAGGGCUGACACAUAGACAACCAUUCACACUCACAUUCACACCUACCGUCAAUUUAGAGUCGCCAGUUAACCUAACCUGCAUGUCUUUGGACUGUGGGGGAAACCCACGCGGACACGGCCACAGAAAGGCCCUCGCCGGCCACGGGGCUCGAACCCGGACCUUCUUGCUGUGAGGCGACCGCGCUAACCACUACACCGCUAUCUUUAUGAGCAUAUUGGCUGCUGCUUGACAUCAACGUGAAUCCAUGUCAUGUUUUGACUUUAUGGCAUGUGUGAUACAAUGUUGUUGUUCUGCUCCUGGCAGACACCGAGUCUGGGCCUGAUGGCGCCGUGAUGAGACGGUGUGACCUGGCGGGGACCUCGUGCACGUGCGUGGGAUGAGGAUGCAGAAAAGUGCACGAGAUAUAGUAGAUGAUGAUGAUAAUAAUAAUAAUAAUAAUAAUAAUGUGCAUUUUAUUUGUGCAGUCGUCCAUAAUCAGUGUGGAAAAAGAGUAAUGGACCCUGUAAGAGCGUGCAGAAGGAUGAAAGUCGAUGCCCCGAGUCCUGCUUGAGGCAGACACGGGACAGGCGCAGGUUCAAGCCCUCGGAGUGUUACAGUGUUGCAAGGUCGCGUGUAUAAAUACAGCGCGGCUCGUGCGCUUUCCACUUCAGCACCGCGACACGGACAUGCAGCGGGAUUUGACGCGCCGACCCGCCCCUGCUGGGGACUUCUCCAUGUGGCACGACUACCUGGGUCUCAGAGCCAUGGUGGCGCGGCUGGCACGCGCAGGUGCGCUCCACGAGGACCAGGAGGAGCGCUCUUGGUGUCCUGAUGCCACCCCGGGAACUUCCGGUUCUCCAGGAAGCCAGGGCCUCGGGCAGACCUCAGAGAAGACAGUGUGCGGCUUCUGCAAGCAGAACGGAGAGAGCGCGGAGAUCUACACCAGCCACCGGCUGAAGGCGCGCAGCGGCCGCGUGCUGUGUCCCAUCCUGAGGAGCUACGUGUGCCCGAUCUGCGGCGCCUCAGGCGACGCGGCGCACACCCGACACUACUGUCCCCGCAGGCUCGCGCCACUCAAGUGUACGCCCUAACAGGGUCAAAGGUCAACAUCUUAAACGUCAGGUAGUUUAUUUAUUUUAACACUGGACAUGACUUUCAUUUUUAAGUUCUGAAAGGUUUUGUAUAGAUG